Messenger RNA from Micromonas commoda, 6268 nucleotides. It is a transcript of the gene PF6, whose product is annotated as central pair protein. The transcript is spliced from 2 exons. NCBI's taxonomy places the organism in Eukaryota, Viridiplantae, Chlorophyta, Mamiellophyceae, Mamiellales, Mamiellaceae. Gene Ontology annotation, biological process: axonemal central apparatus assembly. The record is from RefSeq and is a predicted model, not a curated record. Bases 1 to 6141 code for a protein of 2046 amino acids. Gene Ontology annotation, cellular component: axonemal central apparatus.
AUGGCGGAAGAGGAGGCCGAAGAUGUGCCGGCGGAGCCCGAGGAGCCGUUCCCCGAGUUCAACCUCGAGUGGCGCACCCUCGCGGUGGUCCUCGACGCCGGCACCGUCGGCGGCGUCGACGCGGCCGCGGUCGAGGCCGCGCUGAUCGACCCCGAGCAGGUCCCUUGGCCCACCGUGGACGGCCGGCUCAACUGCUUCGCGCGGCUCACGCUCGCGGAGAUGACCGAGGCCGCCGAGGCCGCCGUCGCCCCGCCACCGGAGACCGAGGGCGACGCCGACGCCGACGAGGCGGCGCCCCCCGCGCCCCCCGCGGACGACGCCGAGGACGAACCGCCGAAUCCCUGGAAGGAAGUCCAGCUCCGCAUGAUUGCGUCGAGAGAGGCGCACGAAGCUUCGGAGGACCCGAACAAGGGGACGUGGACCCUCGACGCGCGCUGGAAACACGAGCUGUUCAAAACCAAGAGCGAGGUGGACAGAGAGGCGUUCAGGAUCGACCUGGCGCGCCGACGCAGGCGAGCGCUGAAGGAGUCGACCGAGAAGCUCGCCGCGGCUGAGGAGGAGAUGAGGGAGAGGGCGCCCAAGCUCGAGGCGGCGCAGAAGGCGCACGAGGCUGCGCUGGAGGCUGGCGAGGAACCCCCGCCGCCCGAGGAACCCAACCCGCCGCCCGAGGAGGAGGGCGGCGAGCCCCCGCCCGCGCCCGAGAGCGCGCUCCAGGAGGCGCAGUGGGCGUAUGAUAAAGUCUCCGCCCAAUUGACCGAGUGGCGCGCCAAGAACAUCGCCGCCAAGAACGACGUGCAGGCGCCGUGCCGCGCGACGAGGGCGUACGUGCUGCAGUCGGACCUCGGCGGGACGGGCGCGGAUAACGUCGACGCGCUGUCCGAGCUGGCGGCGGGUGGAUUUCCCAUUCGCGCGUGCGUCCAGGUGGCGCGAGCUAAGUGGGCGCCGCCUACGCCGGAUUUCUUCGAGAAACCCGCGGAUGCCGGCGACGACUGGACAGCCCCGGAGGCCCCGACCCCGGAACCCGACGACGCCCCGGGUAAGCUCACGGCAAAGUUCAUCGAGGCUCGCGCCGCCGCGAUCGCCGCGCGCGAUUGGGACCACGGGUGCCGCAAGAUCGCGUGCCUUCACGCGCAGUUUCCCAGAGACGCGGAGAGCCUCGACCCGGCGUCGAUGGCCGCGUUCGCCGCGGAGUACUGCGGGUACCUCGCCGUCGCCGACAUCGAGUACCAGCGCUGGCUCACCGACGACGCCUCACUGUCCCACGUCCCGGGGAUCACCCCGGCGGAGAUUGACGCGACGGACGUCCGCGUGUACGGUCAACUCCUGGCGGGGGUACCGCACGAGAGGGCCACGUGCGCGGUGGUCCUCGACGCCAUGAUCGGGCAGGUGUGCGCCUCCGCGACGGUGGAGGCGAUCGGCGAGGACGACUUGCGAAAGGCGCGGGACGACGCGGCGGCGGUUGAAGCGGCGGCGGCGAUCGCCGAGGCGCUCGGCGGGGUGAAGCUCGCGUCUCUCCACGACGCCGGCUCGCUGUCCGUCACGACCACCACGAUCGGCGCGGCGACGGCCACCACCCACGUCGGGUUCGAUUCGAUGGGCGGCACGACGACGAUGGGCGGCACGACGACGAUGGGCUCGACGAUGGGCGGCACGGCUGGCGGCGGCGCAGCCACGGCUGGCGGCGUCUUGCUGAUGCAAAACGGCGACUCGGCGACGACGCUUCGCGCGACGUACGGCCCCGGCCUGUUCGCGCGCGCGCUCCGCGGCGACACCGUCGCGCCGCUCGCCAGCGUCGUGCGCCUCGACCCCGACGAGGUCGAGGCAAGGAUGUCGCGUUUGCUGGCUCGCGCGUGCGCGGGCGCGGACAGGACGUGGAUGCCCGCGACGCCGGAGCUGGACGACGACGGGUACGGCGCUCGCAAGACGGCGCUUCGAACCUUCCUACCCACCCCGGAGACGCCGCUUCAGGUGCUGGAGAGGCACGAGAUGCUCACCGAAGCCGCGAACACGCUACCCCCGGGACUUUUCGAGGAGCACGGCGCGGAGGUUCGCGAGCGAAGGCACUGGGAGCCCCUCACCAGGGAGGCGUACGCGAAUCUCUACUCCAACGCCAAGCGGGACCUUCGCGGAGAGCGAAGGCUGUAUCACGCGCCGGAGGAUGCGCUCGUCACCUUGCUGCACGCGCCCGCCGCGGAGGAGGACGUGGACGCGACGCUGCAGCGCGCCAUCGACUUUCGCGAGUUUAUGGAGCGGUACCAAAACGCGGUGGCUUCGCGCAAGGCUGACGAGGCGGAGGCCCGGAGGCUGGAGGCGAAGGCGGAGGCUGCGCGAAUCGCCGCCGAGGAGGAAGCCGCGCGACUCUUGGCGGAGUCGUCCAUGCUCACCGACGAGGAGGAGGAGGAGGAGGAGGAGGAGGGCGGCGAAGCCGCCGAGCCGGCGCCGGCACCCGAGCCCGAGCCCGAGGAGCUCGAGGAGGAGGACGAGGGCAUCGGCUACGACGACGGCGAGGACCCGCCACCCGAGCCCCUCGCCCACCCCGCGUCGCCCCUCGUCACGCUGCACCCGGUCGGGUACAAGGGCAUAGAGACGGACAUCGAGCGACUCGUCGGACGCAGAACGUGCGGGUACCCGCGGUUCGGUUCGCUCGUUUCUACAGACGUCGACGGGACGACGUCGGUCGUGGCCGGCGGGGUUACGCUGGGGUUCCGGCGCGAUGGGCUCGUCGCGACGCUGGCGGGGGAGAUCGGCACGUCCAUCUCAAUCACGCGCGGGCCCGAGCCGCCCGCGCCGGAGCCCGAGGCGGCGGAUGGGGCGGAUGGCGAUGGGGCGGCGGAUGGGGCGGAGGAGGAGACCUGCGAGCCCCUCCUCGACGAAAACGGCGUCCCCGUCGUCGACGCGGAGGGUAACCCCGUGUACGCGGAACCGACCCCGCCGCCGCCGCCCCCGCCUCCGCCCAUCUCGCUCCAGUACCUCACCCCGUCUGGGCUGUGCGUUCAGGUGUCGACGGAGCGGACGGUGACGCAGAAGAAGCCCGAGGUGGACGCUUCGCCCGCCGGCGCGGGCGGGAAGGCGGCGACCGCGAGGGCGGGCGACGCCGUCAAGUUUGACGCGCACGAGACGUCCCGCGCGGUUCUCGCCGACGGAAGCGUGGUGCGGUACAUGUCCGACGACUCAACCGUCGUCAUGCUCCCGGACGGGGGACUCUGCGAGCGGCCGGGCGCGGUGGACGAGGUCACGGGCCGCGGCGAGUGGAUCGGCACCAACCUCGCGGGCACCCGCUGGCGCCAACCGGACUCGUACAUGGGCCAGCCCCGCGUCGGUCACGAGCUUCCGGAGAUUGAACCCCUCAAGGACGAGGAGGGCAACGUCGUGACGGACGAGGAGACGGGCGAACCCAAGUUUCCUCCCAAGGAGGGGGAAGAAGGGUACGUGCCGCCGACGGCGCUGAGGGACGAGGAAACCGGCGAACCCCUCCUCGACGACGACGGCAACUUCAAGCUUCCGCCGGACAUCCUCAUCGUCCCGGACCCGACGUGGGUCGACCCGGUCGCCGCCGCGCACGUCACCGACCCCGACACCGGCGCCGUCGUCACCUCCAGGGGUGAUCUCACCAUGGUGGUCAACCACCCGCCGCCGAGUCUGCGCAGGCUCGUGGUGCACUCCGACGGCACCCGCGUCGUCCGCGACCCCGACGGGGGAUGCGCGUGGAGGGUCGAACGCGAGGGCUUCGCCGCGGUGCACGCCCCCUCCGACGAUAACGAACCGAUCACGGUGGACCUGGGCGCCGCCCUCGCCGCCGUAGAUCGCGACGGCGGGGUGGCCAUCACGCUCCAGGACGGAAGCGCCGUCGCCGCGGAUGCGAACGCGACGACGGGACACGUCGCGUACGCCCCGGCGGCGUCGAGCACGGAUCCGGCGCGUGCCGCGCUCGACGCCCUGCGCGGGACGCGAGGGGCCCCGGAACCCGGUGUUUUCGUCUUUGACCUGGUCAGGAAGCGGAUUCUGGUGCACGGGGACGAGACGACGGCGGGUUUCUCGGUCAAGGCGGACGGGACGUUCGCGCCGACCGAGGCGUUCGACGCGGACUCGGACGCGGAGGGUGCCGACGGUGCCGACGGUGCCGAGGGUGCCGACGGUGGCGACGGUGCCGACGGUGCCGACGGGGGCGACGCGAAGGGUGGCGAGGACGAGACGGGCUCUUCGCCGGGCUCUUCGCCCGCGCCCCCGCGACCAAUUGGUUUCGUCUCCGCGCCGGAGGUUAAACCCCGGUGCUUCGUCGUCUACCCCGACCAGGAGUGCUACUUCGAGGUCCACUCCGAGCCCGCGUUCGCGCAGUACGCGGACGCGAUGGCGCGAGACGGCUCGUGCACGGUAACCUCCGGACCCGUCGCCGGAAGCGAACCCGGCGUCGUCAACCACACGUACCUCGCGCCGCUCAAACCCCCGCCGCGGCCGAGCGUGUUGAUCGACGCCGACCGAGUGCCGGUGGCGCCGCCCAAGCCGUCCAGGCCCUCGUCCGCGGGCCUCACGCUCCCGUCGCUGCGGCUGCCGUCCAAGCCGACGUUUCCGGCGCCGCCGCGAGCGAUGAUCGUCCCGAGGAUCGCCGCGUUCGAGGCGCCCAAACCGAGGGUGGACCCGCCCCCGUCCGCCUUUGUCUUUCGCCAGGUUGUGGAGUACCCGAGGAUGACGGCACAGCUCGCGGGGUGGCUCGACGCGAGUUUGGCCAGGUUUAAAGCGCACCAAGCCGAGAACGCCGCCGUCACGCCCGACGCGUACGUUUUAGACGACGCGAGGGGUUCGUCCUUUGUCGACGCCGAGCGCACCCUCGCCGACCGCAUCCUCGCCGCGAGGGUCGCCAAGGAGAAGGCGUACGCGGACCGGGUCACCGCCGAGGACGAGGCGCGUUUAGAGCGGGAACGACUCGAGCACGAAGCCGCCAUGGAAGCCGCGGCGGAGGCUGCGAGGAACCUCAAGAUUGCGCCCCGCGCCAAGACGCCGCCGCCGCGGCCCAAACCCUUGUACCCGCCCUGCGGCUACUUCGAAUCCGCGGAGGGACUGACGAGCUUGGAGACGAUGAAGGAUGCUUUCGAGAACGCUUUCGAGAACCCGUCGUUGAGACGGCUCCCGUCGCCCAGGCUGCCGCGAGCGGUGAAGGUGGCUGACCCGGAGCCGGCGGAUCCGCGCUCUUGGGACGGUGCGUUCGGAGACCACGAGGCGUAUAUUGACGAGGUGUACGACGGCGGCGAAGCGUACGCGCACACGCAGAACACUUACGACGACCGUUACGACCGUUACGGCCGGCACGUAGCGGAUUCGCGCCAUCCUCCAUACGCGUUCGGCGCAUCCACCGGCGCGAAACCCGAUCGCGUUCGCGCCGAGACGGAGUAUCUCGCCCGCCCCGAGGGGUACCUCUACCGCCGCCGCGAGACGCAACGAGCGCACGAGGCGCACGCGCACGCGCUGGCGACGGACUCGCGUACCUCGGCUCGCGCCGGAAAGGCGCGCGUGGACUACACCGGCCGGCGACGCGCGCGACCCGCCGCGCCGGCUUCCCUCUAUCGACGCGACACAGCUGUGUCGGCUCGAAACCGUCGGUACGACGACGUGGACGGUAACUCGCGACCGCCGGUUCGCACCACGUCCACCGUGCUGGCGUCGCACCGCGGGGGAGGAAGGGACAGACGCGACGGGACGGUUCAAACCUUCGAGCUCUCCCCCGCGCACGUGCACUUUGGGAGGGUGAGCGUUUCGAGCGGAGCCGUCGAGCGGCGCGCGACGCUGACCAACGUGGGGGUGGACGCGCAGAGGUUCUCGAUUCGUCAACCCGAGGCGCACGGGCCGUUCAGGGUGGAGUUCAGGCCCGGGAUGGUGUCCCCCGGACUGGCGGCGAGGCUACGGGUGGUGUGCGACGCGCGCGGGGUGCCGCCGGGUGAUUACGUCGGCGAGGCGGUGGUGACGACGGAGCGGCAGGUUUUCGCGCUGAGCCUCUCGGCGAGGGUGGCGGCACCGGGGGGGGGUUCGAGCGUCGACGUCUCGGGGCGGAGCGUCGUGGACGUUCACGGCGGCUCGGGGGUUCACCCGGGUGGCGAGAUGCGACUGGACGAGACGGUCUCGUUGCGCGACAUGCGGGGAGGGAGGUGAUGGGCGUGGACGCGACGAUGGGGCCCGCGACCGAGUGGCGACCGAGUGGCGACCGUUACGUUUGUCAUUUCCGAAGAUGCAUUUUAUGCGCUUCUGAUUUUAACACCCUGGGUAAAAACUCGUUGUU